Messenger RNA from Schistosoma turkestanicum, 5208 nucleotides. The record is from the annotation of a GenBank genome assembly. NCBI's taxonomy places the organism in Eukaryota, Metazoa, Platyhelminthes, Trematoda, Strigeidida, Schistosomatidae.
AUGCAGUAUAUAAGUUACAUGCAUCAUCCAAAUCACUCCUGUAACUACUUGUUAUCGUUUCUAUUGCAUAUAUUGGUUCAUCAUACCGAAGCUGUUCCCAGUUUCUAUAAGGAAGUAGUUUGUACUCGUGCAGAUGUGAGACACCCUUCAAGUUUAACACGAAUUUCGCGUUGCACUGUCAUAGAAGGAGAUUUGUUCGUUGUUUUCACGCGAAUACCACGUGAUGCUAGUCUACCUUUUCUGAAGGAGAUUAUUGGGAGUCUGAUUUUGUAUGAUGUUGAUGGUCCAGAUGAUCUGUCCACCCUUCUGCCAAAUCUUACUUUGAUAAGAGGACAAAGUCUGGUGUUCGGUUAUGCCAUUAUAAUCAAAAGUACAUCGCUCAAGAGGAUCGGUCUUUUGUCCCUCCGAGUGAUCCAGCAAGGCGGAAUACGUAUAGACAGUAAUUCUCAAAUGUGCUAUGUAAAGACUAUCGACUGGCAUAUAAUCCUCCAGAGUCAGAGUAGUGACGUUUCUAUGGUUAAGACUGUUAAAAACGGAUUAUUGUGUCCAGAUACCUGUUCAUCUGGUUGCUCUAUGGCCUCUCGAAAUAAUGGACAGCCUUCAGCAACAGAACUUUGGAACUCCUUAUCAAGAGAUAUUUCUCCCAGUGACGGACAUUGCUGGUCCAUAAGUGAAUGCCAAUCGAUAUGUCCUCUAAGCUGCACACUUAUGAAUUUGACAUGUACAAUGAAACGUCCUUAUAAAUGUUGUCAUCCAGAAUGUCUUGCUGGAUGUUACGGUGAUGGCCCAAGCAUGUGCGUUGCGUGUAAGAAUGUUAUGCAUGGAAAUCAAUGCGUCUCACAAUGUCCAGGUGGAACUUUUAUGUAUCUUAAUAGAAGAUGUGUUACAGAAUAUGAAUGCUUAGUUGGAUUGUCCAAUUUGAUGUAUGGUGGUGAUUUAUCAUAUAUAUCCGAUUAUCAUGCAAAUAAUCUUUCGAAUAAUUCAACUGCAUGGGAUAUCAUGGCUAAAUUAGACUCGAAUUUCACUAUUUUUAAUGGAUCUUGCCUUUUGAAGUGUCCUGUGGGUUAUAAGAAGUCACCUAAAGACGGUCGUUGUUAUCUGUGUGGAGAUCAGUGUGAUCUUAAACAUUGUCGUGAAUUUUUAAUACACAACUUGAAAGCACUCGAUGCCCUGACUGGAUGCUAUUCCGCUAAAGCUAUUUACCUUAGUAUUCAAGAAGGUCAACCUAAAACUGUGACUCUCCUACUGAACAAGGCAUUUGCAAAUCUAAGAGUGAUAUAUCAUAGUCUACGCAUAGUGCGCUCUUCUGUGCUUGAAAAUUUGGAUUUUUUGAGACAUAUUCGUUAUAUUGGUCGCAUUGAUGAAAAUGUUUCAUAUCAUCCGAUUGUUUUUGAAUUAUUUGGAAAUGACAAUUUACGUGAUCUCUGGUCUGUAACGAAAGAUUCUAAUAACAUUGAUGGUGGUCUACAAAUUAUAUCUAAUGGUUUAAUCCGCAUCACCCAGAAUCGUCAAUUGUGUCCUGAGAAAAUUUUUCAACUGUUCGAGUCGAAACUCAUCAAAUUAGCAGGAAAUAAUGUUACACUAACACAAGCAGAACGUGAUAUGAUAACAAUUACAAAUGGAGAUUUAGCGUAUUGUAAUUGGCGUGAAUUCAACAUCAAACUUAGCAAUCUUAGUUCACAUAGUGUUCAUGUUACAUGGCCCUAUCCAUCUACCAUCCAGUUUAUAAAUAAAUCCAUGAAUACUAACUUUUCGAAUGAUUUAAACUCUAGCUAUGCUGAUGAACUUGUUUUAAUAUAUCUUUUCUAUCAACCAGCCCCUGAAGAUCUUCAAAAUAUUGUCAAAGGACGACGAAUAGUCUCCGAUAAGAAUUCAUGGCGUAUGUUGACAGCAUCCUGUGAUUCGAAUCCUGGAGAUAAUAUUCCGAAAUUUCCAUAUUCGGAAUUAGAUUGUGGUUUAACUCUGUUUGGAUUGGAAUCUGCUACACGUUAUGUUGUCUACGUGGAGAUGAAAUUUCCCCUAAAACAAACUGGGGCUGUUAGCAACUUGGUUUACUUCACAACAUUAUCCAUCAAUCCAUCUCCUCCCCAGUAUCCGUGGUUAGAACCUGUAAAUAAAAGUUCACUUCGCUUAACAUGGAUGCCGCCGGCUAAACCAAGUGGGAUUAUUGAUACGUAUUUAAUAUGGAUUCGUAUUCUUGAGGAUAAUCCAUCUGAGUAUUUGACACGAGAUUUCUGUAUACACAAACCUGACUGGAUCCGCUCGGGUUGGAAUACAAAUCUGCCAUUCAAAUACACAGAUCACAUUAAUUCUGAAAGAGAUUCUUGUGAUUCUUGUUCGUCUUGUCCCAAUUUGCACGAAAUCGAACAACUUUCAAGUAUGCAGAAAGUUACAUCGAUAAACGAAAAAUAUUGGCCUUCGUCUGUCAGCAGAUGGAUGACAGAUGACUUUGGAAAUCUUUUGCCGGCAAACGUUGUGGAUGGGACUUUUCCACUCAAAUCUGGUACAAUAGGUUUGAUUGUGCAUCAGAAUAUUUCGACAAAUUUCAAACAUGUUUCAUAUUUUCAAACAAAUUCUCAAAAAACGUGUAUUCAGCACAUUAAUGAGCAUGUAACAUUCUUGACAGGAUUAUCACCAUUUACAAGAGUACUUGUUGAAAUACAAGCUUGUCUAGAAUACAAUUCAAUUGCUCAUGAAAAAUCAUCAACAACGAAAUGUAACUAUCCACCACCUUGGUUUAAUUUAAAAUCUGGAACUACUAUUUCUCUCGAUCAACUUCAACAUCAAUGGUCUGCUUGUGAGUAUAAACUCUGUAGUCCAAGAUCUACUGUGACAAAUCGCGUAAAUCCUCAUGUGGAAUCUGAUAACAUUCCUGUAUCUUCAAUUUAUGCAUCUUCUACCGGUUCAGGCAGUAUACUUAUUACAUGGUCCAGUCCUAAUCAACCAAAUGGUUUAAUUACACACUAUAUAUUACGUUAUAGACCAAGAAAUCAUGGUCAUCAUAAUCAUAAAGAUAACUAUUCAUUUUCAAACAUGUCUGUACCUUGGUUGACGAAGUGUAUAUCAUUAAAUCAUUGGGCUACAGUUAAAUUUACGGAUGAUAAUAAGAGGAUGAUAUCACGAAGUGAACAUGAUUCUAAUAACAAUAGUACUUUUGUUGAUGGUGGAAUCUUAAUCAAGGAUCUAUCUCCAGGUAUUUAUGAAUUUCAAAUCUUAGCGAUUUCACUUGCUGGGAAUGGAGAAUGGAGUCCAACUAGAAUUUUCACUAUUCCAUUCUAUUCAGAUCAUAAUGGCCUAAUAAAUCACAAAAAAUUCGCAAACAUUUGCGCAAUCACUGCUAGUGCAUUUCUGUUACUUUGUUUCAUUUUGGGAAUUAUUCGGUAUAAAAUACGUCGUCAUUAUUUAAAAGCUACUGCUUGGACAUCAAAUAAUCCGGAUUAUUGUACAAUCUAUGAAAUUGACGAUUGGGAAAUUAAUCAAGAUGACGUGGAUGUUUUACGUUGGAAAUAUCCUAUUGGUCAUGGUAGUUUUGGUACUGUUUAUAAAGGUGUUGUAAAACAAUUGAAAACACCAGCAAAAUUAUUUUACAAUAAUCCAGUAAACAUACCGGUUGCUAUCAAGACAAUCAGCAUGCAUAGUACUUUAUUCGAUCAUCGUGAUUUCAUUAAUGAAGCAUGCUUUAUGAAACAAUUUCAAAGUUAUCAUUUAGUACGUCUACUCGGUCUAGUAACUAAAACAAAACAUAAACAUAAAUCGGUAGUAUCUACUGAUUGGUGCAUAAAAUUAUUACAUCAGUAUCAUUUUAGCAAACUAUAUCACUUUGUUAGUGGAAUUUUACAGACAAUGUCAACUUCAUCACUGUCGUCGUCGUCGUCGUCGUCACCAAAAGCCAAACAAUCUCCCCUACUUUCUUCAUCAAUAUCACCUUCACUAGGUGAACAAUUGUUAGAUAAUGUAGAGCCUGAUUGCCAUACAUUCGGUUUAUCAAAACAAAAAUCUACGCCUAUUGACGAUACCGUUUUAUUUAACAACAUUCAAUCCGUUGGUUUAAUGAAUAAAGUAGCACCAGAAAGUCCAUUAGUUAUCAUGCAAUUAAUGGCUAAAGGUGAUUUAGCUAGUUAUCUCCGUUAUUUAGGUGAUAAAGGACAAGGUUCUGUUAAUUCAUCACAAGCAUAUUUAUGGGCAACACAAAUAGCUGAUGGCAUGGCUUACUUAUCUGCUAAACACUAUGUUCAUAGGGAUUUAGCUGCUCGUAAUUGCCUUGUUGAUUCCCAUCUAACAGUGAAAAUUGGUGAUUUCGGACUUUGUAGAGACGUUUACGGACAUAAAUAUUAUCACAAAACAAGUCAUGCAAAACUGCCAAUUCGUUGGAUGGCUCCAGAAUCCCUUCAAACUGCUUAUUUUACUACACAAUCAGAUGUUUGGUCUUACGGUAUUGUUUUAUGGGAGAUUGUUACUAUGGCGUGUCUCCCUUAUCGUGGUAUGUCUCAUGAAGAAGUGAUUAGGUUCAUUCUCAGUGGGAAAACACUUCUAUCCAAUGGUACACCUACUAACUGCCCAGAACUUUUUCGGGCAUUAAUGCUUCAUUGUUGGAACUUCAAUCCCUUGAAACGACCAACAUUCCUAGGACUGUGUGCUUUACUUUCACCUUGUUUUGGAGAUGCGAAAUUCCGAUUGGCUAGCUUUUUUUAUCAUGGUGAACAAAGUCUUGUAAACAAAGAUGACCGUUCAAAGAUUUUGGAAGCUCCUGCUAUUUCAUUAGGUAGAUUGAACAUAUCACAUAAUCAAGAUCCUGCACAUACACUUGCAUCUGCUUUAAGUUCCUUAUUCUGUGAUACUGAUGAAGAUUCUUUUUAUGAUCAAAGUGAUCAAAAUAUUGUUCCUCCGGACAGUUGUUCUGCACCAUUAACGCAAUUAAGUCUCAGCAGUAGAGCAUCGACAGUUAAACACAGCCCUAUCGGUAGUGGUCGCUUGAAUGAAACUAACUGCAGUAGUUCUGAAAAUGAAUCUUUGAAACAAAAUGAUACCAACAUUGCUCUGUCGGAGGUUCAAUACCUUUUAAGAUUAUGUGGACCGGACGAAAGUCUUACUAUCCCGGCUUUCGUAGAUUCCGAAUCGUUUCCUCUGAUAUCCAGUCCUACAGUGAAGUCUGUCAAUAAUCCAUGUACAAACUUUGAAAUGAGUGGAACUAGGAAUGUUAUCGCAUAA